GUACCAUAAGAACAUGUCAGAAAUUCCUGAUUCAGUACAACAGAAGACAGCUGCUGAUGUUGUUGCAAAACUGUACAAAUGAAGAGGAAAGACGGUGUAUACAGAAGUCCUUGUUGAGCUGUUCCCUUACAGAAGAGCAGUCUCAAAGUGGAGAGGAGGAAGAUGAUGCUGGCACAGAAACAGACUGA
This is a messenger RNA of Leptosomus discolor (cuckoo roller), 188 nucleotides long. Lineage: Eukaryota; Metazoa; Chordata; Aves; Leptosomiformes; Leptosomidae. The record is from RefSeq and is a predicted model, not a curated record.